AGAUGAGUGACUCUAGCCCCGAUGGUAGCCAUACCGAGCUGUUUGAUUGCUUCAAUGGGGCUAGUGCUGUGGACACUACAGGAGACCUGCCUAACCUGAGAGUCAUGGCGACCAAUGAUCAGAUCAGGGAGCUACAGACUAUCAUCAGAGACAAGAAUACGACUAGAAGUGAUUUUCUUUUCUACUCGAAUCGAUUGAUACGCCUGGUGGUGGAGGAAGGUCUCAACUGUCUUCCGUCAUUUGCUCUCAAAGUCACUACACCUACAGGUUGUGAGUAUGAAGGCGAGUGGUUUGAGAAGAAUAACUGUGCUGUCAGCAUUCUCAGGAGCGGUGAAGCAAUGGAGAAGGGACUGCGGGAUUGCUGCAGAUCUAUGAGAAUUGGCAAGAUCCUUAUCAGACGUCAUAGGGACUCAAAGGAGCCUCAGGUGUACUAUGCCAAGUUCCCCCCAAAUAUUGAGAAAAGAAAGAUCUUACUUCUCUUGCCUGUGUUAGAGACUGGAGCAACUGUGAAGACAGCCAUAUCAGUCCUCAAGGAGCAUAGUGUGAACGAGAAAAACAUCUUCUUGGUGACUCUGUUCUCUACGCCACUGGCAGCCAACAAUGUGCUUACCUCCCACCCAAAUAUGACCAUGCUCACGUCAGAGGUGCACCGAGACAGCCCAAGUCACUUUGCUCAUAAGUACUUUGGCUCAGACUAAACUGUAUACAGCUAGCGCACGUAUUUUGAAAUUUAUCAAUUUGUAUACACCUUCAUCAAAUCAAUCUUGUCUUUUACGAUAUAAAAAUGUUCACUUGUAAACAACCUCAA
Halichondria panicea is the source of this 808-nucleotide messenger RNA. RefSeq names its product uracil phosphoribosyltransferase homolog. Gene Ontology annotation, molecular function: ribosylnicotinamide kinase activity. Gene Ontology annotation, cellular component: cytoplasm. The record is from RefSeq and is a predicted model, not a curated record. Lineage: Eukaryota; Metazoa; Porifera; Demospongiae; Suberitida; Halichondriidae. The transcript has 6 exons. Bases 3 to 698 code for a protein of 231 amino acids.